Molecule: messenger RNA, 3705 nt
Organism: Chrysochloris asiatica (Cape golden mole)
Lineage: Eukaryota; Metazoa; Chordata; Mammalia; Afrosoricida; Chrysochloridae
Gene: FBLN2
Product: fibulin 2
Exons: 17
Coding region: 1-3684 (1227 amino acids)
Biological process (GO): positive regulation of cell-substrate adhesion
Cellular component (GO): extracellular region; extracellular matrix
Molecular function (GO): calcium ion binding; extracellular matrix binding
Source: RefSeq, a predicted model, not a curated record
AUGGUGUUGCUCUGUGGUCCCGCUGCAGCCUGGCUGGCUCUGGCCCUGGCCCUGGCCCGUCCGGCCAUGGCUGCCCCCCCACCCCAGGACUGCACGGGCCUGGAGUGCCCGCCGCUGGAGAACUGCAUUGAGGAGGCGCUGGAGCCCGGGGCCUGCUGUGCUACCUGUGUGCAACAAGGCUGUGCCUGCGAGGGUUACCAGUACUACGACUGCCUACAGGGUGGCUUCCUGCGUGGCCGUGUACCCGCCGGCCAGUCCUACUUCGUGGACUUUGGCAGCACCGAGUGCUUCUGCCCACCUGGUGGUGGCAAGAUCAGCUGCCAGUUUAUGCUGUGUCCAGAACUCCCUCCCAACUGUAUUGAAGCUGUGGUGACCUCGGAUAGCUGCCCGCAAUGUGGCCAGGUGGGCUGUGUCCACAUGGGCCGCAAGUAUGCUGCUGGCCAUACUGUCCACCUGAUGCCCUGCCGGGCCUGCCAUUGUCCUGAGGAAGGUGGCAGGCUUAUCUGCUACCAGCUGCCUGGCUGUGACAGCGAUGCUGAGGCCCUGCCCACCACUACACCCACCACUGGGAACUUCUCAGACACAGAGGAGGGUGACCUCAGACGGCACUAUGAAGACCCCUACAGCUAUGACCAGGAGGUGGCCGAGGCGGAGGCGGAGGCCUUGGCGGGCGAGCUCCCGGCAGCAGGCGCAGAUGGCAUGGCUGCUUUGGGAGAUGGCAGUCAGCCCCUGUCUGCCAUCCAGGCUACACCCUGGCCUGCUGCUCUCCCCAGACCCACAGCAGCCACUGCCCUAGGCCCCCCAGCCCCUGUUCAGGCCCAGUCCAGUAGAGUGAAGGAGGACAGUGAGGAGGAGGAGGCAAAGGAGGAGGAGGAGGAUGAAGGAAAGAAAGAGGAAGAAGGGACGGAAAGGACUGUUGUGAAACAGCUGGCUGUGGGUGGUCCGAAUGGACUGGUGGGGUUACCCACUGCAGGCCUCCCAGUUCAGGAGGUAGGGGCGGAAGCCCGGGCAGGGCCUGAAGAGAACCUCCUUCCUGAUGCCCAGCCUACCCUUCACAGUGUAGGGCAGGAGGGAACCAGGCCUGCAUUGGCAUCCAGUGUAGCCAGCCUUGUCCCCACGCCAAGUGCUGCCAAGCCCAGUGCCCCCACCAUCCUGAUUACACCACAGCAGGAGGUAGCCCAGGGCUUCUCAACCCAGGAGGCAGCUAGGCAGCCGAAGAUUCUGCCCCGUCCCCAGGCUGUAAAGGACACAGACCCCAACUCUGUGCAUUCCACCCCCAGACGUGGCCCUGCAGUCUCCACCAAGGACCUGAUCGAGUCAUGCUGUGCGGCUGGGCAGCAGUGGGCCAUAGAUAAUGACGAAUGCGCAGACAUCCCUGAGAAUGGCGUGGAAGGUGACAGCUGCAGGAUAGCUCAGAAACACUGUUGCACUGCCUACUUAAAGGAGAAGACUUGCAUGGCUGGCAUCCUGGGGGCCAAGGAGGGUGAGGCCUGUGGGGCCGAGGACGACGACACCUGUGGCAUCUCCCUAUACAAGCAAUGCUGUGACUGCUGUGGCUUGGGACUUCGCAUACGGAGUGAGGGCCACUUGUGUGAGUCUAACCCCAACCUGGGCUACCCCUGCAACAACGCAAUGCUCUCCUGCUGCGAGGGUGAAGAUGCUCUCAUUGUGCCUGAGGUUCGCAGGCCUCCAGAACCUCUAGCCAUACCAAAGAGAGUUUCAGAGGCGGAGGUGGUGGACCGGGAGGCCCUUUCACUGGGCACAGAGGCUGAGCUGCCCAACAGCCUUCCAGAUGACAAUCAGGAUGAGUGUCUGCUCCUGCCGGGGGAGUUGUGUCAGCACCUAUGCAUCAACACCGUGGGCUCUUACCGCUGUGCCUGCUUCCCCGGCUUCUCGCUACAGGAUGACGGCCGGACCUGCCGUCCAGAUCAUGAACCCCCAAAACCAGAGGCUGUGACGCAGUCUGCACCAAGGCCACCAUUGCCCCCAAUGGUCCCCAACAUAAUCCCACUACCCUUACCACAACCCAACACCUGCAAAAACAACGGGCCCUGCAAACAGGUGUGCAGCAUCGUCGGGGACACGGCCAUGUGCUCCUGUUUUCCCGGCUACGCCAUCAUGGCCGAUGGUGUGUCCUGUGAAGACCGGGACGAGUGCCUGAUGGGUACUCAUGGUUGUAACCGGCGGCAGUUCUGUGUGAACACCCUGGGAUCCUACUACUGUGUCAACCACACAGUGCUGUGUGCGGAGGGCUAUAUCCUCAAUGCGUAUAGGAAGUGCGUGGACAUCAACGAGUGUGUGACAGCUCAGCACACGUGCACUCGGGACGAGCACUGCGUCAACACACUGGGUUCCUUCCACUGUCUCGAGAGUCUCACCUGUGAGCCGGGCUACACGCUCAAGGACGGCGAAUGUGCAGAUGUGGACGAGUGUGAGCUGGGCACGCACAACUGCCAGGCGGGCCUCACGUGCCAGAACACCAAGGGCUCCUUCUACUGCCAGGCUCGGCAGCACUGCAUGGAGGGCUUCCUUCAGGACCCUGAGGGUAACUGUGUAGACAUCAAUGAGUGCUCAUCACUGCCCGAUCCCUGUAAGCCGGGCUUCAGCUGCAUCAACACCGUGGGUUCCUACAAGUGCCAGAGAAACCUACUGCUCUGCGGACAUGGGUACCACAUCAGCGAGGAUGGCACCAAGUGUGUGGAUGUGAACGAGUGUGAGGCAGGCGUGCAUCGGUGCAGUGAGAACCAGGUGUGCCACAACCUCCCCGGCUCCCACCGCUGCGACUGCAAAGCAGGCUUCCAGCGCGAUGCCUUUGGCCGGUCUUGCAUCGAUGUGAAUGAAUGCUGGGCCUCCCCGGGCCGUGUGUGCCAGCACACCUGUGAGAAUACGCCAGGCUCCUACCGCUGCUCUUGUGCCUCUGGCUUCCUGCUGGCUGCAGAUGGCAAGCACUGUGAAGAUGUCAACGAAUGUGAAUCCCAGCGCUGCAGCCAGGAGUGUGCCAACAUCUACGGCUCCUACCAGUGCUAUUGCCGCCAGGGGUACCAGCUGGCUGAGGAUGGGCACAGCUGCCGAGACAUCGACGAGUGUGAGACGGGUACCGGCAUCCUCUGCUCCUUCCGCUGCAUUAAUGUGCCAGGGAGCUACCAGUGUGCAUGUCCAGAGAAGGGCUAUGCCAUGAGGGCCAACGGGAGAUCCUGCAAGGACCUGGACGAGUGUGCACUGGGUACCCACAACUGCUCCGAGUCCGAAACCUGCUACAACAUUCAGGGCAGCUUCCGCUGUCUACGCUUUGAGUGCCCGCCAAACUACGUCCACAUCUCUGAAACGAAGUGUGAGCGCACCAUGUGCCAUGACUUGAUGAAGUGCCAGAACUCUCCUGUGCACAUCACGUACUACCAGCUCAACUUCCAGACGGGCCUCCUGGUGCCUGAAAACAUCUUCCGCAUCAGCCCAGCACCGGCCUUCGCGGGGGACACCAUCUACCUGACCAUCACCAAGGGCAAUGAGGAGGGCUACUUUGGCACACGCCGGCUCAACUCCUUUACAGGCGUCGUCUUCCUGCAGCGCUCUGUGCUUGAGCCCCGGGACUUUGCCCUGGAUGUUGAGAUGAAGCUAUGGCGGCAGGGCUCCCUCACCACCUUCCUGGCCAAGAUGCACAUCUUCUUCACCACCUUCGCCAUGUGAAGGCCAGCCACACUGCAAGCC